AUGUUCAUAUCAGUAACUCUUUACCUGUCCCACAUCUUACUAGUUUUAACAUGCAUUAAUUUGAAUGGUGCAAGUAGUAAAAAUGAGGCAAAUAAAAAUAUAAUUUACUUAAAAAAAUUAAGUAAGAUAACAAGAAAGAAGAGCAGUUUAUGUAGUACUUGUCAGAAUUCGUUUCCUUCCAUUUUUAGUAUUGCGAGUUAUGAUAUUCACAGUAGGCAGCAGCCGGUUGAGGUGAACAAUGUGAAUAGGGCUCACAAAAGGGCAUGCAGUAGUAGUAGCAGCAGCAAUAACAAUAGCAACAGCAAUAACAAUAACAGUAACAACAGAAACAGUAACAACAGAAACAGUAACGACAGAAACACUAACGACAGAAACACUAACGACAGAAACACUAACGACAGAAACACUAACGACAGAAACAGUAACAACAGAAACAGUAACAACAGAAACAAUAAUAGUAGUGAUUCCCUCAAUAGAAAGGGAGAAAGAGGAAGCUCUGUACGUGCAGAGGAAACAUUUAAUAAAAAGGAAAUUACAAAAAAUUUAAAUGAAUCCACUUACGACUGUGAUACGGUGGACACGCAUUAUUGCGAACGUAACUUCAUCCCUAAGGAAGUUAAUAUAAAACGUACAAGUAACUCGAAUCUAUUAUUUAUAAAUUAUUUUAAUUUAAAAUAUUUGAGGAAAUGCUUUUUUAAAAAAAAAGACUUCAUAUUCAGUAAGAAUGAAAAGUAUUACAUCCAUAAGAAGCAUAGAAGUAAUAGUAGUUACUCGAAUAGUACUAAUGUAGGGAACAACUUAUUCAUAGAUAAUCAGAAGGACAGAUUAAUUACAACUUAUAGUAGCAAGAAGAACAUAGAUGGUAGCUCUGUGAGCUCUGUGUUAGAACAUGAAACAAACUCAAAUAAUAAGAAAAUAAAUUUGGAUGUAUAUUUCGAUAUGAUCAACAGUUAUAUAAAAAUUGAGGAGUACAAAAAUAAGUAUAGUAAAGAAAUAUACAGUGAAAUAAUAAAACUGUAUGUAGAGAGGGAUAUACCUGAAGAUUAUGAAAAGCUAUUUUUUUCUCAAGAUAUUAUUAAAAAGAGUGUUAUAUUUGAUAUAGACAAAUAUGAUGAACCACAAUUCGAAAAAUUGCUUCAGGAAGAAUUUAGGAAUAAUGGAGUGUUCAUAAAUAAUAUAGAUAAAAAAUAUUAUAACAAAGAAAAUAUAUUAAGAAUGAAAAAAGUAUUAAAUUAUUUACCUUUACUAAAAUUAAUUAAUAAUCCUUCUGAUUUGAAAAAGUUAAAAAGUAAAUAUUUACCUUUGCUAGCACAUGAACUAAAAAUCUUUCUUUAUUUCAUAGUAAAUAUAACAGGAGGACAUUUCUCGGCAGGCUUAAGUUUACUAGAAAUGCAGUUGUUGUUGUUAUACCUAUUUGAUCAACCGUAUGAUCAUGUAAUAUAUGAUAUAGGCCAUCAGGCCUAUGUACAUAAAAUUUUAACAGGGAGAAAACUAUUAUUUUUUUCAUUAAGAAAGAAAAAAGGUAUUUGUGGUUUUCUAAGCAUUUUUGAAAGCACUUAUGACAAGUUUGGUGCUGGUCAUAGUUCCACUUCGUUAAGCGCAAUUCAGGGUUUGUAUGAGGCCGACUGGCAAGUAAAUGGUAAAGAAGAGAGGGGAGAUGUACAGGUUGGAAAGAAGUUAAGCGCGGAUGUGGGCAGCAGUGUAAGUAGCAGUCUAGGCAGCAUUUCAGAUGAAGAAAUGAAAACCUGUGGGGCAGAAAAUGCGAAUGACCUGAACAAUUUAAUAAAAAACUUGAGCCCAGGGAGAAACAAUUCGGAGGAUUUUAUGAACAGAAUGCACAUUGCAAUAAUUGGUGAUGGAGGGUUAACAGGCGGUAUGGCACUAGAAGCUUUAAAUUACAUUUCAUUUUUAAAUUCGAAAGUUUUAAUAAUUUACAAUGACAAUGGUCAGGUUUCUCUACCUACAAAUGCAUUAAGUAUAUCAGGAAACAGACCGAUAGGUUCCUUGUCUGAUCAUUUACAUAGUUUUAUUUCUAAUAAAUAUUCAAAUAAAGAUAAUAUAGCUAGGUUAGAAAGCGGAAACAAUAUAUUUGAAAAUUUGAACUAUGAUUAUAUUGGAGUGAUAGAUGGAAAUAAUACAGAAGAAUUACUCAAAGUCUUGAUGGAUAUAAAAAAAAAUAAAAUUAAAAAAGCUACGGUAUUACAUAUCCGUACAAACAAAUCAAAUGAGUUCAUUAAUUCGAGGAGUCCAAUAAAUAUAAUGCAUUCAAUAAAGAUUAACGAAAUUUUCCCUUUUGAUUUGAAUCUGUUAAAUGAUCCAGCUUCUAACAAUAUGCAUAGUUCGUAUACUUCAGUCCCCUCAAAGCUAGAAGGAAAAAAAAUUGAUAAAAAUAAAAACUCUAAGGAAGAAGAAAAAUGUACAUAUAGUGCCGAAAACUGCAUGCAAAUGGAAAAGGGGGAAAGUAAAGAUAAAAAUAGAAACGAAUUUUCAAAUGACAUAAUAAAUUAUGAAGAAAUGUUUUCUAAAGAAACUUUUACGGAUAUAUAUACAGAAGAAAUGUUAAAAUAUUUAAAAAAAAAUGAAAAAAAGAUAAUCUUUAUAUCCCCUGCUAUGUUAGGUGGCUCAGGAUUAGUUAAAAUUAGUAAGAAUUAUGCGAAUAAUGUGUAUGAUGUAGGAAUAGCUGAACAACAUGCAGUUACAUUUGCAGCUUCCAUGGCAAUGAAUAGAAACUUGAGUGUUCAUUUAUCCAUUUACUCAACAUUUUUACAAAGAGCUUAUGAUCAAAUUAUACAUGAUUUGAAUCUACAAAAAAUACCUAUAACUGUUAUUAUAGGUAGAAGUGGUUUAAUAGGUGAAGAUGGGGCAACACACCAAGGUAUUUAUGAUUUAACUUUCCUUGGAUCAUUAAGUAAUGCCAUUAUUAUAUCACCUAGUAAUAGUAUAGACUUAAAAAAGGCUUUAAAACUUAGCUACUUGAAUAGAGAGGAUUCUCUAUACAUCCGUUUACCCAGAAUAAAUUCGUUAAGUAACAAUUACAUGAAGAAAUAUUUCCACAUAGACGUUGAAAAAGAGGAAGCAUCGCUUGACAGUCUCAACGUUAGGAGUGCUUUUUUUGGAAAAUCUAGAAUUAUUAAAUUAAGCACAGAGGAUAAUGAUAAAAAUGGCAGUACAAGAAGAACUGAGGAAAAGAAAAAAAAGAAAAUUAGUAUUUUUAAUAUGGGUAGUAUGUUAUUCAAUGUUGUUAAUGCAGUUAAAGAGAUAGAACAAGAUAAAUAUUUCUUUGAAAAUUUUUCCUUUUCAAUUAUUGAUAUGAUCUUUUUGAAUCCUUUAGAUAAAGAUAUUAUAGAUUACCUAGUAAAACAUAAUAAACACCAUUGUCUUAUUACAUAUGAAGACAAUACCAUAGGUGGGUUUUCAACACAUUUUAAUAAUUACAUAAUACAAAAGAAUUAUAUUUCUACUUAUAAUAUGGCAGUUCAUAAUAUUUAUAUACCGAAUACUCCAAUAGAACAUGCAACUUACAAAGAACAGCAGAUAGAUGCCGGAAUGGACAGGAGGAAUCUCGCUCUUAGAAUAAAGGACUACUUGAAAAGCAAUAUAUUGUAA
This is a messenger RNA of Plasmodium malariae, 3606 nucleotides long. RefSeq names its product 1-deoxy-D-xylulose 5-phosphate synthase, putative (gene DXS). NCBI's taxonomy places the organism in Eukaryota, Apicomplexa, Aconoidasida, Haemosporida, Plasmodiidae. The coding region runs from base 1 to 3606 and encodes 1201 amino acids. Gene Ontology annotation, biological process: terpenoid biosynthetic process. The transcript has a single exon. Gene Ontology annotation, molecular function: 1-deoxy-D-xylulose-5-phosphate synthase activity. The record is from RefSeq and is a predicted model, not a curated record.